AUGGCGUCCAGCAUUCGAGGCAAUCCCACUCACUUCUUGAAACGAUCCUUCUCGACGCCUUCGGUCAUUGCCGUCGACAAAGAAUGCAGCUUUCACCCUGUGGACCAGCAACAGCCGUACGAUGCCAAGCAGCAGCCACCCCAGACCCCUGGGGGGUCCAAUACCGUGACAGCAUCUUCAUCGCCCGCUAUAUCUCGUGGCAGCUCUGUCGACCAGGGACCGCAGCGACAACAUUAUCCUUCUAUACCUGUCGCGCCGUUGCCCAGCAUGGGCACUCCGACAAUUCAGACACCUCAAAGCGAAUUCUUUCCACAAGACAUGGAAGUCUCGUCAAACACCAUAUCAUCUGGGCCAUCAUAUGCCAUUGGGGAUUCGUCUUCGCCAGGAUGGAUGGCUACGGAUACAGAUAGCGACGCAAUGGCGAAACCUCGCGACCCGAACGCGAUUUGGCGACCGUCGUUUCAAGCAAACAUGAGCGGGCAACUUUCCCCCUAUGCGGAUCCAUCAGCUUCCUCGGCCGCUUGGGCGAGCUCGAACUACGGGCCUGCGAACGAAAUGGGAUGGAAUAGUAACAUGCCACCGCCUCCUCGCUCCAUGUCCUUCAGCGGAGAGAUGCUGGGGAGCCAUCAUCACGCACCACAGUACUAUUCUGUGCCCCAGCAAAAUCAAAUCUAUGAGAGACAUUCUCAACAUUUCCCACCCAUGUACAGCGGAGUGCCUGUGGGUGAAACAGAUGAAGGUAUAGAGCAGGCCAUUGACCCUGCAAUAAUGGGAAGUGCUGUUCCCUCGGCAGCACCAAUGGCUUGGCAACAACAACAAUCACAGCAGCAGCCGCAACAGCUCAUACCACAGCAUCAACAGCACCCCAUAACAGAUACGCAAGCGGGUGCCUAUCGUUCAUGGGGAGAGUAUGGUGAAGGUGACAGAUCACAACACAUGUAG
Trichoderma aggressivum f. europaeum is the source of this 942-nucleotide messenger RNA. RefSeq lists its product as uncharacterized. Lineage: Eukaryota; Fungi; Ascomycota; Sordariomycetes; Hypocreales; Hypocreaceae. The transcript has 4 exons. The coding region runs from base 1 to 942 and encodes 313 amino acids. The record is from RefSeq and is a predicted model, not a curated record.